AUGCAUUAUGCACCACUUGUCGAAGUAUUGGUGUUUAGCCGUGAAUGUGGUGCAUUGGUUUUGAGUCCUUGCCGUAUUCAACCAACAAUUGAGGAAAGGAAAUACCUUUACCACUGGGACAACGUUGAAAGAAGACCAAAAAAUACGAGUUUUGGGAAUCGGCUUAAGAAAUGUAAUCAGGGAACGUCUGGUAACAGUUGCGAAAAGUCGGAAAACCCAGAAAGCCCAACCACUGUUAGUAACGGCGACCUGAACGGAAAUGUUCCAUCUGAAAUUAUAGAAAGUUUCUUAAAACCGUUAUUUUUUUUUAAAUUCUUUUGUCUUAUUUUUGUAAUCACAGGAAGUGGCGGAUUUGGAACUGUGUUUGUGAGCAAAUACAAUCACAAAAAAGUGGCAAUAAAACAACUGCAUUAUAGACGUCAUUCUUCUUCUGAGGAUUUUUGGUCUUUAUGUGCUGAAUUAAACGCAUUUCGGCUACCUCGUUCACCAAAUAUAGCGACAGUUCUAUCUUUUAUAUCGUCUGAUUCCAAGAUGCAGAUUGUUACCGAAUUCGUGUGCGGACGAGAUCUUCAAAAAAUGAUCGACGAUGAUCAGUGGAUUAUACAUACCAAAGAAAGAAAAGCGAUUGCUUAUCAAAUAGCAAGUGGUUUAGCGCAUUGUCAUUCGCAUCGUCUACUGCAUCUCGAUGUAAAACCGUCAAAUGUACUGUUAUCAGAAGACUUGGAAACAUGUAAGCUAACAGACUUUGGUUGUUCAAGAGUUGCGACAGAAGUUUCGUGCGGUUUACUGAUUGCACCAAAUUCUACCAAUACUUCCAGUUUUGGCACUAUCGCUUUUAAAGCGCCUGAACUGUUAAAGAGUGGCCGGCCAACAGAUCGAGCAGAUAUUUAUUCAUACUCGUUGUUGCUGUAUGAACUUCUGUCAAGACAUGCUCCAUACCAAGGUCUUCAUCCGCACACAAUAAUUUUCUUAGUUGCCGGCCAAAAUAUGCGUCCUGAAUUAGACGAGGUCAAGCAGAAACUUGUAAAAGAAGGUAUUUUUUCUUUAGAGCUAACUAACCUGUUAUUAUCAAGACUUUCAGUUUGA
Molecule: messenger RNA, 1086 nt
Organism: Enterobius vermicularis (human pinworm)
Lineage: Eukaryota; Metazoa; Nematoda; Chromadorea; Rhabditida; Oxyuridae
Source: the annotation of a GenBank genome assembly